Molecule: messenger RNA, 2073 nt
Organism: Durio zibethinus
Lineage: Eukaryota; Viridiplantae; Streptophyta; Magnoliopsida; Malvales; Malvaceae
Product: F-box/kelch-repeat protein At1g51550-like
Molecular function (GO): protein binding
Source: RefSeq, a predicted model, not a curated record
UUGCCAACCCUAAAGUAUCACUCAUGCGGAUCACUGCAGCGUGUUUUUAUUUACAUUUGGUAACAAAUUAUAAUCCCACCGCAUUUUGCCAUUUUCCGUUGACAUGAACCAUAACAAUAAGAGCCAGACCAAUUUUAGAGCAUUCUGGCCUCUGCCCUCCACACGAGCACUCACCUCCCAUUAACCAUAGCCAUAUAAUCCAAGCAAUCACACCACUUUUUUCCAUGGCAGAAAGCAGCACCACUGCCGGUACCAGCAACUUCAAUAAUGGAUCACUUAUUGAUAACUUGGCUCCAGACGAUCUUUUUGCAAUCUUGCUUUUACUGCCUAUAGAGUCAAUUCUAUCUUUUGCCAUGACUUGUAAGAAAUUCAGGUUUCUGGCAAGUUCUAAUUCUCUGUGGGAGUCCAUAUGCAGGAGAGAUUGGGGAACUACUGCUGUAGAUGCCCUCAAGUCUUCUUGUCAUGGUGAUGAGGAUCAUCGGCUCCUUCCAUGGAUUAGGCUAUACAAGCAGGUCUCUCGGCUUGACUUGGUUUGUUGCUACAAGCUCUCUGACCCAGAUCCUGAUUUGAUGUUGCCAAGUCCCAGAGCCUCUCACUCUCUCAAUUUUGUGUCUGGUUGCCUGGUUUUGUUUGGUGGCGGCUGUGAAGGAGGACGCCAUCUUGAUGACACUUGGGCUGCAUACAUUGGUAAUAAUUCUCGGAGGAUGUUGAAGUGGCAGAAGAUUCAUUCAGGUAUCCCAAGUGGGAGAUUUGGGCAUACAUGUGUUGUCAUUGAAAAUUAUCUUGUUCUGUUUGGAGGAAUCAAUGACCGGGGGGAUCGUCACAGUGAUACAUGGGUGGGGCAAGUAGCAUUCCACGAGAGCCUUGGUAUCUCAUUGUCAUGGAGGCUGCUAGAUGUGGGGUCAAUAGCACCAACUCCUCGUGGAGCUCAUGCCGCAUGUUGCAUAAGCAACAGGAAGAUGGUCAUUCAUGGAGGAAUUGGUCCAGAUGGCGUCAGGUUGGGUGAUACAUGGGUUGUAGAACUCUCAGAAAAUCUUCGUUUUGGAACAUGGCAUGAGAUUGUGAUUCAUCCCUCACCUCCUGCUCGUUCAGGACAUUCAUUGACACGCAUAGCGGAAACACAAACAAUUCUAUUCGGUGGGAGAGGAUUGGGUUAUGAGGUGCUCAAUGAUGUCUGGCUCUUGGAUAUGUCUGAAGGUUAUUCGAAAUGGGCACAAAUAUUUUAUGAAUUGCAAAGCAUACCAGCAGGAGUUUCCCUCCCACGAGUUGGCCAUUCAGCUACAUUCAUCUUAGGAGGACGACUGCUAAUUCAUGGAGGAGAAGAUUCACAGAGGCACCGGAAGGAUGACUUUUGGAUAUUAGAUAUUAGUGCCAUAUCAUUAGAAAGAGUGCAGCCAGCUAGAUUGAGCUCAAAGAGAUUGUUGGCAAACAUGUGGAGGAGACUUAAAGCUAAGGGCUAUAAAUCCAAGUCCAGAUCAUUUCACCAAGCUUGCGUGGAUAACUCAGGGCGUUAUUUAUAUGUGUAUGGUGGAAUGGUGGAUGGAUUACCUCAGCCUGCAGAAGGAGCCGGGCUUAGGUUUGAUGGAGAUCUGUUUCUGGUGGAGCUGGUGCUUCAGCUGUAAAAAAAGAAGUUAGAGCCCUAUUGUAAAUAUUUCCAUCAAAGGUAUGGUACUGCACUGAAGUCUUGUACAUUCACCUUCUCAAUUAGCACCUCCCCUGUUAGUGUAUGUGUUUCAUGGACAUGGACAAAUAUUACGAAAUAAAAUACAUGUCCCAGACUUCCAGUGUGCUGUCCCCUGAUGGCUUCUUUACCAUGAAACAUGAAUCACUGGUUCAGGGCACCAAUGGUUUUAGAGUCGCAUAUAUAUUUGAUGAACUGUUUCUCAACACUUGGUUGGAGAGGAUCUCACUUACAGUUGUUACACUAAAAUUAACUGAUCAUAAUUCAAAAUUAUAUAAGAUUCAUCAAAAUUUUAUAUGAAGCCUAGAGGUAUAGCCAGGGCAGGUAGAUGUCUCGGUCCCUCAAAAAUUUUAACAAUCUUAUACAAGAGUGCCUGGCCCGACCUAUUACAA